Messenger RNA from Eleginops maclovinus (Patagonian blennie), 4492 nucleotides. It is a transcript of the gene nampt1, whose product is annotated as nicotinamide phosphoribosyltransferase 1. The transcript has 11 exons. The coding region runs from base 153 to 1625 and encodes 490 amino acids. NCBI's taxonomy places the organism in Eukaryota, Metazoa, Chordata, Actinopteri, Perciformes, Eleginopidae. The record is from RefSeq and is a predicted model, not a curated record. Gene Ontology annotation, biological process: NAD+ biosynthetic process. Gene Ontology annotation, molecular function: nicotinamide phosphoribosyltransferase activity.
CGGGUCCGCCCGCCCCUUCCCCCGCCCGGGUCUCUCCGCUCGUCCUUCCCAUGGUCCUUCCCCCUAACUCAGCUACACUACAGGAGCUGGAGAGUCCCCGACACCACAUCACUGAAUCCACUGACAGCUGACUCACAACCGAGGAGGGAAAGAUGGAGCACAGAGACAGCGACUUCAACAUUUUGUUAGCCACCGACUCAUACAAGGUCACACAUUACAAACAGUACCCCCCCAACACGAGUAAAGUGUACUCCUACUUUGAGUGCCGUGAGCGGAGGACCGACCCAACCAAAAGCAGAAAAGUCAAAUAUGACAAAACCGUCUUCUACGGCCUGCAGUACAUCCUCAACAAAUACCUGAAAGGAAAGGUAGUGACCCCAGAGAAGAUCCAGGAGGCCAAGGAGGUUUACAGAGAACACUUCCAGGACGAUGUCUUCAACGAGAAGGGCUGGACUUACAUCUUGGAGAAGUACAACGGCCACCUGCCUAUUGAGAUCAAGGCAGUGCCGGAGGGGAGUGUCAUUCCUCGGGGCAACGUCCUGUUCACGGUGGAGAGCACGGACCCCGAGUGCUACUGGCUCACCAACUGGGUGGAGACCAUCCUGGUGCAGAUCUGGUACCCCAUCACAGUGGCAACCAACUCCAGGGAGCAGAAGAAGAUCCUCGCCAAGUACCUCCUGGAGACUUCUGGGAACCUGGAGAAGCUAGCGUAUAAACUUCAUGACUUCGGCUACAGGGGCGUCUCCUCACAAGAGACUGCGGGCAUCGGGGCCUCCGCCCAUCUGGUCAACUUCAAGGGCACAGACACGGUCGCCGGCAUCGGAGUCAUUAAGAAGUACUACGGCACCAAGGACCCCGUACCCGGCUUCUCAGUGCCUGCCGCAGAGCACAGCACCAUCACAGCGUGGGGGAAGGACCACGAGAAAGACGCCUUCGAGCACAUCAUCAAGCAGUUCCCCAACGUGCCCGUGUCCAUCGUCAGCGACAGCUACGACAUCUACAACGCCUGCGAGAAGAUCUGGGGGGAGGACCUGAGGUCGCUGAUCGUGGCACGCAGUGCAGACGCGCCGCUGGUGGUGAGGCCGGACUCAGGGAACCCGCUGGAUACCGUUCUGAAGGUUUUGGAGAUCCUGGGUAAGAAGUUUACUCCAGAGGAGAACUCCAAAGGCUAUAAGGUUCUCCCUCCUUACAUCAGAGUCAUACAGGGAGACGGAGUUGAUAUCAACACACUGCAAGAGAUCGUGGAGGGCAUGAAGCAGCACAGGUGGUCCAUUGAGAAUAUUUCCUUCGGUUCCGGAGGGGCUUUGCUGCAGAAGCUGACCCGAGAUCUGCUCAACUGCUCCUUCAAAUGCAGCUAUGUGGUUACUAACGGACUGGGGGUGAAUGUGUUCAAAGACCCGGUGGCGGACCCCAACAAGAGGUCAAAGAAAGGUCGCCUGUCCCUGCACCGGACCCAGAGCGGAGACUUUGUCACCCUGGAAGAGGGCAAGGGUGACCUGGAGGAGUAUGGCGUGGACCUGCUGCACACCGUCUUUCAGAACGGGAAGAUCGUGAAGUCGUACACAUUUGACGAAGUCAGAGACAAUGCCAAGCUCACGGACAGCGAUAUCGAAACACUUUACUGAGUGCAGCAUCCACCCAUACCCCCUAAACAAACCCCUCCCUCCUCCCCUCAAACCCUUCACCUUUUGGCCUCCGUCGCCCACCUCAGAGGUAGCGUGCACUGCUAAUAAAUCCCCCUCCCAAAGCUUGAGAACCCCUUGAAAUAAUCCCAAAAAAUCAUCCCUUAAAAUUCACUUGUCUUCACCCUCAGUUCCAAAACACUGUAGUUGUUUCUCCAACAGAGUGGGAGGGGGGAGAAUGAAGAGUGUGAGAGUAACAGUGAGCUGUAGAGGGGUAGAAGUUGUGUUGAUGACGAUAAAGUGUUGUUUCACUCCCACGCGGCACUGCCCAAAAAUUGAACUUCAGCAUGUUGCACUGAAAGGCUAGACAGAUUCCAAUGUAAGAAAGAAUGCAAUAUUGCAAAAGCAAAAGAGAUGAUUGUAAGCGAGUUCCUGGCAGCUGCAUGCGGAGUAAACACACGGUGCGUCAAAGACGAGAGAACGAGAGAAAGUGAAAUAUGAAGCAACAACCCACACCAAUGACCGCGCCCCGUGUAUUGUGUACAUAUCUGUUUUAAAAAACAUACAUGUCUCAAUCUACUUAGCUUUGUCUUUUAUGUGAAGGAAGAACAUGGUGAUCAUUGUAUACAACGGAGCACCGAUAACAUCAGCGGACAGCUGUUGGAAAUAGAAGAUCGUGAACACUUACUGUACCUAUGGGCGAUGAAGGAAUUCAUUUUCCCCAGUUUCCUGCUGUCAAUCAGUAGCUGCGGCCCAGAUUAUAAAAGGCCAACCUCUAUCAAGCACUGCCUGAAUAUUUCUUCCUCCUACUUCACCAAAUAAAAAUGUUAUGGGUGCACCUGUAAAGGUAUACAAUGAUCAUCUACUUGCCAUUAUGUUGGCCACAGAGCAUUCACAUCAUGGAGGUCUAAUCAUAACACAAAAUUCCAAAAUUGCUAAUCACACGGAUGAUUUAAAUUUAUUUUUGGGGGACCGGCUUGUUUAAACAUCAGAUCAAACAGCUCCAGCGUUUGGUAAUAUAACACAUCAGAAAAAGAUGACAAGCACAUUUUCCAUCUCUUAUCAGAACCCAAAAACGUUCCAAACUAAAAUGGCAAUAUCGGACUUUAAUUUAAAUGUUCAAAUUGGGUCUUCACGAUGGUAAAUGCUCUGGAAACCAUUUUUUGCUGUAAAAGACCAAGUGUUGAUGUAAAAAAGCUGUAAUUUUCUUCACUGGAAUGAAGACUAUGUGUUUAUGAAAGACUAUGUGGCUCCUGGGCUGAAAUGUUUGUUAAAUGUUGGUUCUCUGUGUGUGUGUGUGUGUGUGUGUGUGUGUGUGUGUGUGUGUGUGUGUGUGUGUGUGUGUGUGUGUGUGUGUGUGUGUGUGUGUGUGUGUGUGUGUGUGUGUGUGUGUGUGUGUGUGUGUGUAGUAUUCCUAUUAUGCAAAAUAACAUGGUGUUAGGGGGGAAUCGAGAACAUACUUCCUUUUUACUUUGUCCAGCUUUUAUCCUGAAAGGAGACGCAGAGUGGUGAAAAACAGGUGGUGGUACAGUAGUGACUUUUAUAUCCUGUGGGCAAAGUAAGUGGAUUCAUGUAAGAGGAGCUAAAGACAUCACAGGAUAAAUAGUUUUAAGACCAGGAGCUAAAUAUUUCACCUAAUGUUUUUGGGCUGUGUCUCCUGCUUAUCUAAAUUCAAAUUCCAACUUGGAUUUAUUACUAAAUUCCAACAAAAGUAACAACAUUCCCCUUGAGCUUCAAUUGUAUGUUUUGCUAGUUAGCAGUAGUUAGCAUGCUAACUUGCUAAACUAAGAUGAUGAACAUGGUAGAGCUGGCAAGUUUAGGAUUAGCUGCUAAUGAAAAAUAGCCUGUAUGUCUAAAGUACUCAAAUUAUUAAUGGUUGUUCCAUCUUUAAUAAACACAUCAAUGUGUCACAUAGCUUAACAGCAGCAUGUUAGCAUUGUCUGUGUGCGCAUGUUAGCAUGCUCACAAUAGCAUUUAGCUCAAAGUUAAGUCUCACUGAGCUGCUAGCAUGGUGUUUGCUGGCUAGCUUAAUUGUUUAAUGCUGUGGGUAAUAUUGUAUUGUCCGGCUCUCACUUUUCCCCGACAUUUAGCCACUUUACAUUCAUAGCUUCACAUAGUUUUGACCUUGGGAGUCGUUCACACAGUCUGCUACAUGUUAGCCCCUCGAGCUAACACACUUAGUCACUUUCUCUGUGAUUUAAGAAAAGACCUCGAAUAGUCCUGUGAUGUCCCCAUCUCUCGCCUCACAAUACAGUUAGCACUGCACUGAAACAACUCCACACUUUUUUGCUUUAUUCUCCUAUAGUUUUUCCCACUGUGUUGGCGGUUUUUGGAGUAGUUGUGUGUUUCUUUUCCAACUACGGGGUGCAUUUCAGUAAAACUCUCAUUUUACUUUUUUGAUACUGUCUCAGCUCUUACCUCAGACAAUUAUUAUUUGUAUGAAGAAGGAAGGAAAAUGCCAGUAAAUAUCCUUAUUUACGAACGAUGUGGCCAUACUGCCUUCUCACCUGUACAUACAUCAGGUAGUUUGACUGAAAUCAGAGGGGCAACACUAGAUAAUGCGACUUAUUAUUUUUGUCAAAACCUUUUUUUGUACCAACAGAAGAAUAUCCAAACCUGCUUGACUGGACUGCCAGUACGGCGUGCGUGCGUGUGUGUGUGUGUGUGUGUGUGUGUGUGUGUGUGGUCCCGUGUGAAUGCCUGCGGUGUGUGUCAUGACUUAAACUGUUUGUGAAUACUUUUUUUUCGUCGUUGUUGUUUUACGCAUAUGUUGGUUGUCCCAAAAUCCUCUCCCAACACGACUGAUAUUUUAACUAACAUAACUUGCUAUAUUGUCAACAAUACAUUGAUUAAAGAUGCCACCCUGUCAA